AUGCCAAAGUCGGAAAAACGCAAGGCUGCAGCGCAAGCCGCGCCUUCGAUCACAGCUACAAGCAAAUUGGCAGCCAAAGAUGAAGCAGUCGAUCCUGCGCUUGCUUCUCUAUUUGCUUCCAGCUCUGGACCAGUCAAGGUGCAGCCGAAGGCUGUGACCUCAGCAAAAGCAGCUCCAUCGCACCGACAGCCCACAGUCGAAGAUGAAGCAUCCUCGUCUAGCUCCGAUGCCUCUGAAGAAAGUGACAAUGAGAAUGAGUCUUCAGACGGCGAAGCGUCGACGCCUGAGCAGGUAGCCAAAGCUACGGGCGAGAGGCCUCACAAGCGCAAGCGUACCGACGAUGAGGACGAUCUGGAGCAGGCAUAUUUCAAACGGCUCGAGCUGCUAGAAGACCGGGAAAACCGCAAGAGGAAACCGAAGCAGAAGGUUGACGAUGGCGAAGGAAGUUCGAGCGACCCUGAUGACGACGCAUCCGCCUCUGGCUCUGACGACAGUUCACGCAGCGUCCCGAAACAUGAGACCUUGGACAACAAGCUGAAGGACCAAGACAAGUUGAACAGAACCGUGUUCCUGGGGAAUGUAUCCACUCAAGCUAUCAAGACCAAAGUGGCAAAGAAAGCAUUGUACAAACACCUACGCUCCAUAUUGAAGACACGACGGGAGGGGGAGACACCAGGCAAACUCGAGUCGGUCCGUUUCCGCUCCACGGCGUAUGCGUCGGGCGAGGGUCCGAAGAAAGCCACAUACGCCAAAAAGGAACUCAUGGACGCGACGAGCGUCAGCACAAACGCCUACGCCGUCUUCUCCACUGACGUUGCCGCGGUGCUGGCGGCAGAGAAACUCAACGGUACCAUUGUGCUUGAUCGCCACUUGAGAGUCGACUACCUCGCGAAGCCAUCGGCCAUCGACCACAAACGGUGCGUCUUCAUCGGGAACUUGAGUUUCGUCAACGAAGAGGCACCCGCAGCGGAUGCAGACGAAGAGCAGAAACGACGGCCGACGGCCAAGGAGCCCGCAGACGCGGAGGAAGGCCUGUGGCGGACGUUCAGCAAAGUCGGGACGGUCGAAAGCGUGCGCGUAGUGCGGGACCAAGAGACGCGGGUGGGCAAAGGGUUCGCAUACGUCCAAUUCAAGGACGAGAACAGCGUCGAGGCCGCCCUGCUCCUGAACGAGAAGAAAUUCCCGCCAAUGCUGCCGAGAAAGCUCCGCGUGAUGCGUGCCAGGAAGAUGCAGAUCAAGCCUCAUGCGAUCUCCGCAAGAGGUGCGACUCCGAAGCGAGCGUCGGUCUUCGAAGGUCACCGUGCCACUUCAAAGAAGAACGGGGAUCGGAAGAGGAAAAGGCCGAACUCGAAGGCUGCUCAGAGAAGUGCCCAAUACAGGGCGGCGAGGCGAAGAAACAGAAACUAG
This is a messenger RNA of Fonsecaea erecta, 1407 nucleotides long. RefSeq lists its product as hypothetical. Bases 1 to 1407 code for a protein of 468 amino acids. Gene Ontology annotation, molecular function: RNA binding. The transcript is spliced from 2 exons. The record is from RefSeq and is a predicted model, not a curated record. Lineage: Eukaryota; Fungi; Ascomycota; Eurotiomycetes; Chaetothyriales; Herpotrichiellaceae.